Messenger RNA from Penicillium waksmanii, 1413 nucleotides. Its product is annotated as protein phosphatase 2A regulatory subunit CDC55. Gene Ontology annotation, molecular function: protein binding; protein phosphatase regulator activity. NCBI's taxonomy places the organism in Eukaryota, Fungi, Ascomycota, Eurotiomycetes, Eurotiales, Aspergillaceae. The record is from RefSeq and is a predicted model, not a curated record. The coding region runs from base 1 to 1413 and encodes 470 amino acids. Gene Ontology annotation, biological process: peptidyl-serine dephosphorylation. The transcript has 6 exons. Gene Ontology annotation, cellular component: protein phosphatase type 2A complex; cytosol.
AUGGUAGACAGAGAUCCAGGCUCACCCACCUGGAAGUUCACACAAUGUUUCGGAGAUAAAGGCGAUGUAGAGGAUAUCACAGAAGCUGAUAUCAUCUCGACCGUCGAAUUCGAUCACACUGGAAAUUAUUUGGCUACAGGAGACAAGGGUGGACGUGUGGUUCUGUUUGAGCGAAACGAGACGAAAAAAACCUGCGAGUAUAAGUUCCAUACCGAAUUCCAAUCCCACGAGCCCGAAUUCGACUACCUCAAAUCGUUAGAGAUUGAAGAGAAGAUCAACAAGAUAAAAUGGUGUCGGCGACAGAAUGCAUCACACUUCCUCCUUUCCACAAACGACAAGACAAUUAAGCUGUGGAAGGUGUUUGACAAGUCUCUAAAGGUGGUCGCUGAAAACAACCUUUCGAAUGAGAUGACUCCGGCCCCCGCCAUCGGAGGGCUCCCUCGUGCCCCCCGUGGGACUUUCAAGGACGCAUCGGCAUUGAAGCUGCCCCGAUUGACACACCAUGAUACUGUGGUCGCUGCUGUCCCACGGAGAACUUACGCGAAUGCUCACGCGUACCAUAUAAAUAGCAUCUCCGUGAACAGUGAUGGCGAAACCUUUAUCAGCAGUGACGAUUUGCGAGUGAACCUGUGGAACCUCAACAUCCAGGACCAAAGCUUCAACAUUGUGGAUAUCAAGCCUGCAAACAUGGAGGAGCUGACUGAGGUUAUCACCGCGGCUGAAUUUCACCCCGUCAGCUGCAACCAGUUCAUGUACGCCAGCUCCAAGGGCACCAUCAAGCUUGCCGACAUGCGCCAGCGAGCGCUCUGUGACGAACAUGUGAAGCAGUUCGAACAAGAAGAGGAUGCAUCCUCUCGCUCUUUCUUUUCCGAGAUCAUCUCCUCCAUCUCCGACGUUCGAUUCUCACACGACGGCCGGUACAUCGUGUCUAGGGACUAUCUGACCGUGAAGAUUUGGGACGUCAAUAUGGAGCGUCAACCGGUGAAGACCAUUCCCAUCCACGAGCACCUGCGCCCCCGCCUGUGCGAUACAUACGAAAACGACAGCAUCUUUGACAAGUUUGAGGUCGUCUUCUCGGGUGAUGCCGAGAAUGUCAUGACCGGUAGCUAUAACAACAACUUCAUGAUCUACCCGACAGAGGAGGAGAAGGAGACGGAGAUUGUCCUACAGGCGGACAAGUCGGCCUUCAAGGCGAAGAAGGUUGGCGUACCGACCCCGAUGAACAAGGGCAAUGGCAAGAAGGCCGGCUCGAGGUCCGGCAGCCCCGCGGGUCCGGGCAGCCGAAUGAAGAAGGAGACCGAUGCCGAUCAGAUCGACUUCAACAAGAAGAUCCUGCAUAUGAGCUGGCAUCCCUUCGAGGAUAGCAUUGCGAUUGCGGCUACGAACAACCUAUUCGUCUUCUCUGCUCUGUGA